AUGAUGACAGUUAAAACUCAAAACACCUUUUUUCGUCAUUUAAUUUUGAAUUGGCCAACACGACGUGGUUUCUUUUAAAAAUUGUCUAAUUAGAUUUUGCUGUUUUUAACAAGUGUACAUUAUUAACAGUGUAUCAACAUGGGUGUGUGGCUAGAGGUAACGACUGCUAAAGCUGAAAAUAGACACGAAAUAAAAUUGGCGGGUGCUGCAAUCUCGAAACGGAUUUCUGAAGAGGGUUUGGACAAAUCUGUCUUUCAAUUAACAAAUUUGAACCUUUUAAAUAUAAGCGACACAUGUCUUACAUCAAUACCUGACGAUAUAAAACUGUUAGUUAAUCUUCAAUCACUUCUUUUGUUUGGUAAUAAACUGGAAGUUUUUAAUGAAAACAUAACCUCUUUACCGAAACUGAAAAUGUUAGAUUUGUCUCGAAACCAAAUAACGAAGAUUCCUGAAAGCCUAAACAAGAUGAAAGAGUUGAUGAAUAUAAAUUUGAGUUCAAAUCAGAUUGAUACAAUGCCUAGUUUCGGUGAGUUUCCGAAUUUGAUAUCUGUAGAUAUCUCAAACAACAAAUUGUCGACGUUUUUAGAUAUAGAAAAUGCGAAUAUGCCACAUCUAACUGAUUUAAAACUGAAAGGUAAUUGUAUAGAAGUAUUACCCAGCCAUGUGGCCAGAGUAUUGCCCGCACUUAAAAACUUUGAUAUGGGAGACAAUCAAAUCAAAGUGAUACCUGGUGAACUUGCUAACUUAGGGAAAUUAAAAGAACUGAAUCUCAAAGGUAACAAACUAUCAGACAAACGUCUCAUGAAGCUAGUUGACCAGUGUCGUACAAAACAAAUACUUGAUUACAUCCGUGAACAUUGUCCGAAAUCCGAACAAACGCAACAAUCAAGCAAAGGUAAAGGUAAAAAGGGGAAGAAGCAAGAAGACCCGCAACCUGAAGAUGUAGAAGAUCUUUGUCAUUCAAUGAAGAUAUUACAUGUCGAAGAUGAUACCGUACGAGUUAAGAUUAUUGAAUCGGAAGUGGCAAACAUUCGUCCAUACAUACUCUGCUGUAUUAUUAAUAAUAUCAAUUUAACGGACGAGUUGUUUAAGAAAUUCAUACAGUUGCAGACUAAAUUACAUGACACGGUCUGCGAUAAAAGAAAUGUAGCGACAAUAGCUACGCAUGAUAUGAAUAAGGUAGCACCUGGAGACCUUAUCUACACAGCGAAGCCUCCUAAAGCACUAAAGCUUACACCAUUGUCCAGAGCCAGGCAGUACACCGGAGAACAGCUUUUCCAGCAGCUAGCUGCAGAAGCGGAGGCUCUUAGGAAAGAAAAGAAAAGAAAUGUGUACACUGGAAUACAUAAGUACUUAUAUUUAUUAGAAGGCAAACCAAAGUACCCUUGCCUAGAAGAUGCCAGUGGGAAAGUGGUCAGUUUCCCGCCUAUAACCAACUCUGAAGAUACAAAGAUGUCAAGUAGCACAAAAACAAUGUUGGUAGAGGUGACGUCACACGCGUCUCUCACGUCCUGUAAGACUGUCAUGGACAAGCUGUUACAGGAAUGCCUGUUGCUAGGCAUCGGAGACGAGGGAGAAGAUGAUGGUUAUCAUACACUCUCUGUCCAACAGGUAAAGAUAGUGGACACGGAAGGUAACUUGAAGAGUGUGUACCCAUCGCGCACGGACUGCGUGUACGACGGUACUAAUAUUAAAGUAUACCGUCUGCCAAAAAAAUAAGGUCCAUUAUUAAAUAACAAUCUGACAUUACAUUAGUUUUAAUAAAUGAUUACGGAAUUCGAAAAGUUGGACUAGAGGGUCUAUCACGAAUGUUUAUCUAAGUGUUGCGAGAACGUAUUCGAAACGUAAUCGACAAAAUUUGUAAUGAGAUUUAGCGAUGUACUUCAUCUAAUACAAAUUUUGUCGAUUGCGUGUUCUUACUAAUAUUCGUAAUAAUCCCUCUAUUAAUUUUGAUAAUCGUAAUUAUAUUAAAGCCCAUACCAGUUGCAAUGUGUUGUUGCAAAACAUGUUUCUGCAAUAGAAACAACUAAAAUUUACAACUACAAGAAUUUUUUAAGCAGCACUCUGCUAAUACCAGUUAUAGACCAAGAAUAUAAAAACCCUCGCCAUAUUGCGGAAAUAUUUAGAACUAUUUUCUUUCUGUUUAGAAAUGUAAGAUAUGAGCCAGGAUUUUUUAUAUUCUUGGUUAGUUUAUUAAACAAAUAUUUCUGAUACAUCAAUAUUUGUCAUAUUAAAGCGUGCGCACUACUGACCAAACUAUCGCACCACUGUUGUGCGAUUGUCGAUUGUUUCGCAACCCCAACUGUUUAGUUGCACAAGCAUCGAGU
Papilio polytes (common Mormon) is the source of this 2327-nucleotide messenger RNA. RefSeq names its product leucine-rich repeat-containing protein 47-like. NCBI's taxonomy places the organism in Eukaryota, Metazoa, Arthropoda, Insecta, Lepidoptera, Papilionidae. Bases 139 to 1719 code for a protein of 526 amino acids. The transcript has 6 exons. The record is from RefSeq and is a predicted model, not a curated record. Gene Ontology annotation, molecular function: protein binding; RNA binding; phenylalanine-tRNA ligase activity. Gene Ontology annotation, biological process: phenylalanyl-tRNA aminoacylation.